Molecule: messenger RNA, 1018 nt
Organism: Macaca mulatta (Rhesus monkey)
Lineage: Eukaryota; Metazoa; Chordata; Mammalia; Primates; Cercopithecidae
Gene: SRA1
Product: steroid receptor RNA activator 1
Biological process (GO): regulation of transcription by RNA polymerase II
Cellular component (GO): nucleus
Source: RefSeq, a predicted model, not a curated record
GGUUCCCGGCAACCCGCCUGGCCUGGGACGCGGCUCAACUGUGAGCGGCCGUCCCGGAAAUGACGCGCUGCCCCGCUGGCCAAGCGGAAGUGGAGAUGGCUGAGCUGUACGUGAAGCCGGGCAACAAGGAGCGCGGCUGGAACGACCCGCCGCAGUUCUCAUACGGGCUGCAGACCCAGGCCAGCGGACACAGGCGCUCGCUGCUCACCAAGAGGGUCGCCGCACCCCAGGAUGGAUCCCCCAGAGUUCCCGCAUCAGAGACUUCUCCUGGGCCUCCCCCAAUGGGGCCUCCACCUCCUUCAAGUAAGGCUCCCAGGUCCCCACCUGUGGGGAGUGGUCCUGCCUCUGGUAUGGAGCCCACAAGUUUCCCAGUCGAGUCUGAGGCUCUGAUGGAGGAUGUGCUGAGACCUUUGGAACAGGCAUUGGAAGACUGCCGUGGCCACACAAGGAAGCAGGUAUGUGAUGACAUCAGCCGACGCCUGGCACUGCUGCAGGAACAGUGGGCUGGAGGAAAGUUGUCAAUACCUGUAAAGAAGAGAAUGGCUGUACUGGUGCAAGAGCUUUCAAGCCAUCGGUGGGACGCAGCAGAUGACAUCCACCGCUCACUCAUGGUUGACUAUGUGACUGAGGUCAGUCAGUGGAUGGUAGGAGUUAAAAGAUUAAUUGCAGAAAAGAGGAGUCUGUUUUCAGAGGAGGCAGCCAAUGAAGAGAAAUCUGCAGCCACAGCUGAGAACCACACCAUACCAGGCUUCCAGCAGGCUCCAUAAUCCUCGGUUCCGCAGACUCACCGGACACCAUCUCCUAUGCCUUGGAGGCCUUCUCUCACUUGGCUCCCUUCUUACCACCAACAAGACUGUCCCACUGGGCCUGACCCACCUAUAAGGGAAGAGGUCCCACCUGGGCCAGAGGGAGUUCAUGUGUUACUCGUAACAUGCAUUUCAAUAAAAACAUCUCUGUGGUGGGCCUUGGGUAGGAGAGAUGAACCCUUCCUGUGCCAAGCUAGUCCCCUCUGGUGUCC